Psilocybe cubensis is the source of this 1803-nucleotide messenger RNA. RefSeq lists its product as uncharacterized. The transcript is spliced from 11 exons. Bases 1 to 1803 code for a protein of 600 amino acids. Lineage: Eukaryota; Fungi; Basidiomycota; Agaricomycetes; Agaricales; Agrocybaceae. The record is from RefSeq and is a predicted model, not a curated record. Gene Ontology annotation, molecular function: zinc ion binding; metalloendopeptidase activity.
AUGGUUGCUUUUUCCAAGUCGUUCAUUUCUUUCAUCACUGCUGCUAUUCUUGCUACAUCAUAUGUCGAAGCUGCGCCUUUCCCAGAGUAUACUCGUCAUGCUACCCAUAUGACCAGGUACAUCGGAAAGCGCGCUCUCAAGCUCGAGAGCUAUCACCCCAAGUCAUCAUUUAAUGUUUUCGGUGAGGAUGGGGUCACAAUCAAAAGUCGAUCCGUUGGUCCUGCGUCGUUGAGGGACUCUGCCUUUGACUACCUCAAUACACAAGGCAUCAGCUCCGACAAGGCGGCGUGGGGUUCGGGAUUUACCUCGGGAUCGACACGUGUAGCAUACAUGAAACAGGCCAUCAAUGGAGUACCUCUGGCAAACGCUGUAGCCAGCAUAGGGUUCAAUGACGACAAGGUCGUAUCCUAUUCCACAUCCUUCAUUGACAUCAAAUCCGCCAAGAUCGCACCGUCUACACCCACGGUUUCCUGGCGCUCUGUCCUCCCUAGGGUUGAAACCAUCCUCGAAGGAACAUACAACGGUUGGAACACAACCCUGGAAUACCUUGCGCAGAGCGAUGGCUCUGUAUCCCUCGUGCACGUUGUUCAGAUUCAAAAUGAAGAUACUGGCGCGUGGUAUGAGGCAUACAUUGACGCUCACUCUGGAGAGCUCGUGAGCGUGACAGACUUCGUCAGCGACGCCUCCUAUGUCGCGCUUCCGCUCACCAAACAAAGUUUCCUCGAUGGACAGGAACUGCUUGAGAACCCAGAGGAUUUAGGCGCGUCCCCUUUUGGUUGGCAUAGCAUCGGCUUCGCCAACUCUACUUCCACAUCAGGCAACAACGUCAUUGUCUUCAAAGGUGAUCGCGUCCAACGGCAGACAAGCGCUGGGCCAUCCUUCUUCAGCUUCUAUAAUGAUACCUUCGAUCCCUCACUUCCGGCCAAUGCCGUCGCAGCGCAAACUAAUGCCUUCUUCGUGGCUAACGCCGUGCACGAUUUUGCCUACCGCUAUGGGUUCACCGAGGAGAAGUUCAAUUUCCAGCUGAAUAACUUUGGCAAGGGAGGCAAAGAAAAUGAUCGCGUUCUUCUAUCGGUGCAGGACGCAUCAGGGAAGAAUAAUGCAAAUUUUGCAACGCCGCCUGAUGGUCAGAAUGGUGUAUGUCGUAUGUUCACAUGGGAUGUUGUGUCCCCUGAACGCGAUGGAUCACUUCAGAACGAUAUCCUCAUCCACGAACUCGCACACGGCAUCACUACCCGACUCACAGGCGGUGGCACAGCGCGUUGCUUGCAGACACUCGAGUCUGGUGGUAUGGGUGAGGGAUGGGGGGAUGCCAUGGCCGACUGGAUGCUCCAGACUUCUGAAAAGACAGUGGAUAUGGUUAUGGGUGGCUAUGUUACGAACAGUUUGCGCCGCGGAAUCCGCACUGCGCCAUACUCUGUCGAUAAGAAUGUCAAUUCGCUCACAUACAGUGCACUCAAAGUGCGCAACCAGGUUCACGAAAUCGGUGAAGUCUGGGCGAACAUGCUGCACAACGUCUACGCGGCCUUGGUUGACAAGCACGGUUUUGCGGCGGACAAGCUUACCAACGCCGACGCACCCGAGGGCAAUGUCGUAUUCAUGCGCUUGUACAUGGAUGCGCUGUCGCUACAGCCUUGUAAUCCCACUUUUGUGUCUGCCCGCGACGCCUGGAUCCUCGCGGACACUAUCCGAUACAAUGGCGCGCACAAAUGCACGGUCUUCAACGCGUUUGCGAGCCGGGGGCUUGGAUUGCAGGCCGACGGCAGCUUCGAGGACGAUUUUACGCCCCUUGUUGGAUGUUAA